Messenger RNA from Talaromyces marneffei, 1044 nucleotides. RefSeq lists its product as uncharacterized. The coding region runs from base 1 to 1044 and encodes 347 amino acids. The transcript is spliced from 3 exons. NCBI's taxonomy places the organism in Eukaryota, Fungi, Ascomycota, Eurotiomycetes, Eurotiales, Trichocomaceae. The record is from RefSeq and is a predicted model, not a curated record.
AUGAUUUCAAGAACGGCGCUCGGAUUAACUGCCACUUUGGCUCUCUUUUCUCGAUCUGCAUUUGCGGCCAAUGCUACCACAAUCACUGCUACGGGAUGUGUUGAUUCCUCAGGGAUGAGUACAUGUCUUAACACGGCGGAGACGAAAUAUGAAUCUUGCAUGUCUGUAGCAGGCGGCAAUAACGAGGUAGUUAUUGCUUGUCAAUGGACACAAUGGGUUGAUCAGAUGCUUUGUUAUCAGACAUCAUGCUGGAACAAGAUCUACUCCUGUGAAUAUCAAUUUCUAGUCUCCGAAUACCUCUCGGAACAGACCGCGAGCGCCAAGAUUCCUUACUACCCGGCUCCUGAUAACGCACCUGGCGGUUGCUCAUGCAAUCUGGGAGAAGUCUUGAACAAUGUCACUGCUAAUGUAAAUGCCGCCGGAUCCACAUGCUCAAAAUAUGUCAAUGGUAUCUCCAAUGAUAUUUUCACCUGCGAGUGUUGCGGUUGGAGUGCCGCCGUGUCCGCUUUCUAUGGAAUAUGUCCCGGCACUUCUCCCGAUGGGCUUGGAUAUUCAGCAUUCGACAGCCAAGCCGCCAACUUCGAAAAAUUCUCUGGCUCUUGCGCAGGGUUGACAUCGGAAAUCUGCGCGCAGUACGGCAUCUACUCUGCUGAUAAUGGCACUUUCCUUGAUCCUACCGCUCUUCCUGCUGCGGGCACAAACGCGCUAUCGACAACAGCAGGACCUUCGUCUCUUACCUCGCCGCCAGCUGGUGAGACUAUUACCUGGACGCUUGCAAGUCAGACGUUUACUGUUACUGCUGCGCCGUAUAAUGCAAGGGAUGUUGGCGGUAGCACCGUCACUGGUACCGCUGCACCUGCGACUGGAAGUGCAGGCAAUGGUGCUACAGGAACUGCGACCAAGGGUGCCUCAGGUACGACUACCACUACAGGAACAAUAUUGACCGGUCCUGUGAAAACAGGCGCCGCAACAAAAGUCAAGGGAGUCACUGAGGCUUGUAAUGUUGGAUUGCUAUCUCUUAUUGGCAUGGCAGUUAUGAUGUAG